Molecule: messenger RNA, 3212 nt
Organism: Ricinus communis (castor bean)
Lineage: Eukaryota; Viridiplantae; Streptophyta; Magnoliopsida; Malpighiales; Euphorbiaceae
Product: pentatricopeptide repeat-containing protein At1g74850, chloroplastic
Exons: 4
Coding region: 187-2787 (866 amino acids)
Molecular function (GO): protein binding
Source: RefSeq, a predicted model, not a curated record
GUCCUUCCUUCCACAGCCUACUUCAAAGUUCAAAGUUCAAAGUUCUCAACUUCUGCAAGCUCUCUUCAUUUUUUCCUGAGAAAGAAAUUCCUCCGUAUUCAAUUUUCCUGAGAAAAUUUGCUUAUCAAGCUACCAGGAAAAAUCCGUAACAGCCUCUUUUUUGCUCAUGUUAUUCAAAUUGCUAAAAUGAUCCUCUCACCUUCACUCUCCCUAUCCAAUCCUUCACCUCUCUACACAAACCUCCUUAAACCCAAUCUCAAACCUAAUCUCUUGCCGUACCCUAAUAGAAGACUCAUUUCACUCUCCGGAGACCGGAAAACGUACUCAGGCGCGGCAAAAGCACGAGCCAAAACAAAAGAACUCGUCCUUGGGAACCCCUCCGUAGUCGUGGAAAAAGGCAAAUACAGUUACGAUGUUGAGACCCUAAUUAACAAACUAAGCAGUCUCCCUCCACGCGGCAGCAUAGCACGCUGCCUUGAAAUCUUCAAGAACAAGCUUUCUUUAAACGACUUCGCUUUAGUAUUCAAAGAAUUCGCUCAACGUGGAGACUGGCAAAGAUCACUCCGUCUAUUCAAGUAUAUGCAACGCCAGAUCUGGUGUAAACCUAAUGAACAUAUUUACACUAUUAUCAUUAGUUUGUUAGGCCGUGAAGGUCUCCUCGAAAAAUCCACCGAAAUUUUCGAGGAAAUGCCCACUCACGGUGUGCCACGCAGCGUGUUCUCUUACACGGCGUUAAUUAACUCUUAUGGCCGUCAUGGUCAGUAUGAGGUGUCACUUGAGUUGCUAGAAAGAAUGAAGAAAGAGAAGGUUACUCCUAGUAUAUUAACUUAUAAUACUGUGAUUAAUUCGUGUGCUAGAGGAGGCUUAAAUUGGGAAGGUUUAUUAAGUUUAUUUGCUGAGAUGAGACAUGAAGGUAUACAGCCUGAUAUCAUUACUUAUAAUACGUUGCUUAAUGCUUGUGCUAAUAGAGGUUUAGGUGAUGAAGCUGAGAUGGUUUUUAGGACUAUGAAUGAAGGAGGUAUGGUGCCUGAUAUAACUACUUAUCGUAAUUUAGUUGAAACUUUUGGCAAAUUGAAUAAAUUAGAGAAAGUUAGUGAAUUGCUUAAAGAAAUGGAAUCUAGUGGUAAUUUACCUGAUAUUUCAUCGUAUAAUGUGUUAUUAGAGGCAUAUGCGAGUAAAGGGGAUAUUAGGCAUGCGAUGGGGGUGUUUAGGCAAAUGCAGGAGGCUAGAUGUGUGCCCAAUGCAGUGACGUAUAGUAUGUUGUUGAACUUGUACGGGGGGCACGGGAGAUAUGAUGAUGUUAGGGAACUAUUUUUGGAGAUGAAAGUUAGUAAUACAGAGCCUGAUGUGGGUACCUAUAAUGUACUUAUUGAGGUUUUUGGUGAAGGUGGGUAUUUUAAGGAGGUUGUGACGUUGUUUCAUGAUAUGGUGGAGGAGAAUGUUGAGCCCAACAUGGGGACUUAUGAAGGGUUGAUUUAUGCUUGUGGUAAAGGAGGGCUACAUGAAGAUGCUAAGAAGAUUUUACUUCAUAUGGAUGAGAAGGGGAUAGUGCCAAGUACUAAGGCAUAUACAGGUGUUAUUGAAGCAUAUGGACAGGCUGCGUCAUAUGAGGAGGCUCUUGUAAUGUUUAAUACAAUGAAUGAAAUGGGAAGCAAACCGACUGUUGAGACUUAUAAUUCACUUAUUAACAUGUUUGCAAGAGGUGGACUUUAUAAAGAAUCUGAAGCAAUUAUGUGGAAAAUGGGUGAAUCUGGGGUUGCACGAGACAGGGAUUCUUUCAAUGGUGUGAUUGAAGGUUAUAGACAGGGAGGCCAAUUUGAAGAAGCUAUCAAGACUUAUGUUGAAUUGGAAAAAGCACGAUUUCAGCCUGAUGAGCGGACAUUUGAGGCAGUUUUGAGUGUUUACUGCACUGCAGGUCUCGUUGAUGAGAGUGAGGAGCAAUUCCGCGAAAUUAGAGCUUCAGGGAUACUGCCUAGUGUCAUGUGCUACUGUAUGAUGAUAGCUGUUUAUGCAAGAAGUAACAGAUGGGAUGAUGCCUAUGAGGUGCUUGAUGAGAUGGUCACAAAUAAGGUGUCAAAUAUUCAUCAAGUGGUUGGGAAGAUGAUGAAAGGAGAUUAUGAUGAUUAUUCUAAUUGGCAAAUGGUGGAGUAUGUCUUUGAUAAACUUAACUCUGAAGGAUGUGGUCUGGGAAUGAGGUUUUAUAACACCCUUUUAGAAGCACUUUGGUGGCUGGGUCAGAAAGAACGGGCUGCAAGAGUGCUUAGUGAAGCCAUAAAGCGAGGACUUUUUCCUGAACUUUUUCGCAAAAGCAAACUUGUAUGGUCUGUGGAUGUGCACAGGAUGUGGGAAGGGGGUGCAUGUACAGCAAUAUCAGUUUGGCUUAAUAAUAUGCAUGAGAUGUUCUUGAAGGGGGAGGAUCUUCCUCAUGUGGCAUCAGUUGUUGCUGUACGAGGCCGGAUGGAGAAAGCCUUAGUUUCACAAGAUUGCCCUACUGUGAAGGCAGUCUAUUCCUUCCUGCAGGAAAAUGUUUCAUCAUCAUUUUCUUUCCCUGCAUGGAAUAAAGGUCGAAUUACCUGUCAGCGAUCCCAGCUCAAGCGCAUUCUGUCCAGCGCAGAAACACUUUCAGAUGACGACAAAAGAGAAAAAUUUAUUAUUUUGAAUAACUCCUCUUUUUCUCACCAUAGGACAAGAACAAGAACAAGUGAUGUUAAGAGUAGUCAACAUGAUAAUUCGAAUUCUGAAACAAGAACAGGAAGCAGAUCAGAGCUUAUGACUAGUUCAGUUUGAGUUGACAAUAUGCUAAAUCACUUCAUUAAUUUCUUAGGGCAUGGAAAUCUUCAUCUCUCUAUUUAACCAGACGGGGUUUAUGCCAAUGAUUGAUCUGCUGUUAUACCUUCUGAUAUUUCCACUGGAUAGAAGAUGAGCAUACAACUUCAGCUAAGUUGGUAUCUACUUGCUAAAUUGCUGAAUAAGCAUUGGCACGAUGUUAGUAAGAGGGGCUCUGUUGAUUACUGCUUUGGUUUUAACAGUAGGAAGAAUUCAGUUAAAGAAAAAGAUGGUAGUUUUAUAGCUGUGGUUUUACCUGUAAAUGGAUUUUGAUUUUACACGUCUUAAUUUGUAAUCUUUUGAAAAAUUAAAGUUUAGAUCUUGUUAAAGAAACCAUGUAUCCUACAGAGGAAAUGCAUUCGUCUACUGUUUUGAUAGUUGGGAAA